This is a messenger RNA of Scomber japonicus (chub mackerel), 810 nucleotides long. It is a transcript of the gene dkk3a, whose product is annotated as dickkopf WNT signaling pathway inhibitor 3a. Lineage: Eukaryota; Metazoa; Chordata; Actinopteri; Scombriformes; Scombridae. Bases 1 to 810 code for a protein of 269 amino acids. The record is from RefSeq and is a predicted model, not a curated record. Gene Ontology annotation, cellular component: extracellular region. Gene Ontology annotation, biological process: multicellular organism development; negative regulation of canonical Wnt signaling pathway. The transcript has 7 exons. Gene Ontology annotation, molecular function: receptor antagonist activity; co-receptor binding.
AUGGUGCGAGUCGCCCUGCUAGUUUUGGCUCUCACAACAGUCUGCAAUGGGAUCCUCCCAGAGAUAGUAGACUCAGGACUCAUCCUGGAGGAGAAUUCCGCCCCGGGACAAACAGAACUGGACCGCAUGUUUGUGGAAGUGGAGCAACUCCCCGAGGAGAAGAAGCAGAAGAUUGAGAGGAACAAUGACAGUGCCAGUGUCAGACCCCAUCCUCAUAACCCUUUGGACAAAACAAAUGAAUCUGUCCACACCUCUGAAGAUCAGGAGACAAAUGACAUUACUUCCACAACUGUCCAGUCCAAUGACCUGGGGAACAACAUUGAUUAUGGGUGCGUUACUGAUGAGGACUGUGGGAAAGGGAGGUACUGCCUGUCUGAGACACACAACUCCAAGUGUCUACCUUGCAAAGCAAUCGAUGUUCCCUGUACUAAAGAUGAUGAGUGCUGUGGUAAACAGUUGUGUGUUUGGGGUCAAUGCAGUCAAAAUGCAACAAAAGGAGAAGCUGGCAGCACUUGUCAGUAUCAGACUGACUGCAACCCUGACCUCUGCUGUGCUUUCCAUAAAGCCCUGCUCUUCCCCGUCUGCUCUGCAAAGCCCAUUGAGCGUGAGCGCUGCUUUGGUGCCUCCAACCACCUGAUGGAGCUGUUAUCCUGGGACAUCCAGGACGAGCGACCCAGAAAACAUUGUCCUUGUGCGGGGGACCUCCACUGCCAGCACCUGGGGCGAGGGUCCAUGUGCCUUAAAGGAGAGGACUCAAGUGAAGAGGAUCUGACAGACAGUCUGUAUUCAGAGAUAGACUACAUAAUCUAA